Cornus florida is the source of this 342-nucleotide messenger RNA. RefSeq names its product nudix hydrolase 3-like. Gene Ontology annotation, molecular function: dipeptidyl-peptidase activity. The transcript has 2 exons. NCBI's taxonomy places the organism in Eukaryota, Viridiplantae, Streptophyta, Magnoliopsida, Cornales, Cornaceae. The record is from RefSeq and is a predicted model, not a curated record. Bases 67 to 342 code for a protein of 91 amino acids. Gene Ontology annotation, cellular component: cytoplasm.
CUUUAUUUAUCCUGCUUUAAUCCACUGCAUACUGUUGACUUCACCAAGCAUUGUAAUUCACUGAAUAUGAUCAGAAAAGGACAAGCACUGCAGUUUAACUGGUUAUUCCAGAAAGGAGCUUUUAUUUUGCAUCCUGAUGAAACGUUUUCUGUUGAUUUUGCUAAGGUUGAAGGUGUAGUUGAAAGCUUGAGUAGGGAGAUACUUACCAUACAGGCAAAAGGUGACAAAGACGCAGCGAAAAGGCUUCUUGAUGAAUAUUGUAUACUGACACAGCCGUUGAAAGUUGCGUUGGAAAAGUUGGAAAAGAUUCAGGUGUGGGCUUUAAUGUUUAUUAGUUGCUAA